GAAGACACAUUACCUUCCAGUUGUUUCAUCGUACGACUAUAACCAGAAGAUGCAUUAAAUCUCUCCUUCACCUUACCGCCAUAUACGGACUCAUUCGGGCACAGAAUUACAAAGACAAAAGCUAAAGUCACCAAAAAAAAAGUCACUUCGAUUUGGUUUCUGCACUUUUUAUCUCAUACCAUCAAAUCUCUCUUUUCUAGCGAAUCCAAAGAGGUCUUUGUAUCCGACUCCUCCGUCUCCGAUUAAGGAUUAAGGAGAGAUUUUCGAUAAUGGGUUCAGAGCAAAACGACAGCUUCUGUCCAUCAGAGCCAAAGCUCUGCGUCAACGGAUGUGGCUUCUUCGGAACACCAUCGAACAUGAACCUCUGCUCCAAGUGCUACCGAGACAUCCGAGCCACGGAGGAGCAAGCCGCCUCGGCUAGAUCCGCCGUCGACAGAUCUCUAAACCCUAGUAAACCCGAAACCAAACCACCGAAGCAGAGCCUUGGAACCGCUUCCCACGAGCCAUCCACUAGCGUUGGAGUUGGAGAAGAUUCCUCCUCCGUAGCUUCCUCAGCAGGUCCGCGGAGAUGCUUGAGCUGUAACAAGAAAGUGGGCGUGACGGGGUUCAAGUGCAGGUGCGGGAGUACUUUCUGUGGAGCCCACAGGUACCCGGAGAGCCACGACUGCGAGUUUGAUUUCAAAGGAGCGGCUAGAGAAGCUAUUGCUAAGGCCAAUCCUGUGGUGAUAGCUGAUAAGGUUAAGAAGAUAUGAUUUAUUUGAAGAUGAAAAUCUGUCUUGUCUCUCUUUUCUUGGUGUUUGCUUCUUUUCUUUUUUUCUCCUUCUUUGGUUUGCUUUUUAAGUGUUUCUUAUUAGGAAAAAGAAGUGUUUAGGAUUCUGCUUUUGUGAUUUCAUGAUUUAUUGUUCUGUAAUAAAAAAAAAGUUUGAAUCAUUGGAAGUUGUGGUCUUUUAUA
Molecule: messenger RNA, 952 nt
Organism: Raphanus sativus (radish)
Lineage: Eukaryota; Viridiplantae; Streptophyta; Magnoliopsida; Brassicales; Brassicaceae
Product: zinc finger A20 and AN1 domain-containing stress-associated protein 1
Exons: 2
Coding region: 270-752 (160 amino acids)
Biological process (GO): proteasome-mediated ubiquitin-dependent protein catabolic process
Molecular function (GO): zinc ion binding; DNA binding
Source: RefSeq, a predicted model, not a curated record